Osmia lignaria (orchard mason bee) is the source of this 2200-nucleotide messenger RNA. RefSeq names its product protein mab-21. The record is from RefSeq and is a predicted model, not a curated record. Lineage: Eukaryota; Metazoa; Arthropoda; Insecta; Hymenoptera; Megachilidae.
UAUGGUUCGAAGAGCGGGUGGCGCGGAGGAGGUGAACGACAGCGCAGUCGACAAUCUGCUCCUGCACGGAGUCGCUCGCACACCUUUUCCUCCCGCUGCUCGUUCGUAUCACCGCCGUUAACCCGGCGUCCCUUUGCGACGCGACGCGCGAUCAGUCUCGACCGCUAUUAUUUUCAUCUUCCCAACGAAGAGACUUGGCAAUUUGAAGAGGAAAAGUUUCUCGAUACAGCAAGGACGUUACAAAUGGAAAAGGGACGGACCGCAAAGUGCGGUUAAAAUCAGGGGAAAAAAAGGUGAAGGAGUUUCGGGGCAGAAUGCGGUGAUCUACAGUUGAAACCUCGAAGAAAGAAGCCUUCGAAGGCUUCAGAUCGCCGCAACCAUGUUGUUGCCGGCCGAUAUGCUGGCGGCCCAGUCCAAGAUGGUAUACCAGAUCAACAAGUACUUUGGGGAGCGUGUAAUGACCAGGAAGAGUCAAGUGAUGAAGACGAUCCAAGAAGUGUGCCGGGUGGUGCAGGACGUGCUGAAGGAAGUAGAGGUUCAAGAGCCUCGGUUCAUCUCGUCGUUGACCGACUACAACGGUCGUUUCGACGGUCUCGACGUGAUCUCCCCGACGGAAUUCGAGAUCGUGAUCUAUCUUAACCAAAUGGGAGUUUUGAAUUUCGUGGACGACGGCACGUUGCCAGGUUGCGCGGUGCUGAAGCUCAGCGACGGUCGAAAGAGGUCUAUGUCCCUUUGGGUCGAAUUCAUCACCGCCUCCGGUUACCUGUCCGCCAGGAAGAUCCGUUCGAGAUUUCAGACCUUGGUGGCGCAAGCUUGCGACAAGUGUGCCUAUAGGGAUUCGGUGAAGAUGAUCGCGGACACGACCGAAGUGAAGCUUCGCAUCAGGGAGAGAUACGUGGUGCAGAUCACACCGGCGUUCAAGUGUGCCGGACUUUGGCCAAGAUCGGCCUCUCAUUGGCCGAUAGCGCACAUAUCUUGGCCGCAUCCUAAUAUCGUAGCCGAAGUGAAAACAGAAGGAUUCGACAUGUUGUCGAAAGAAUGCAUAGGACUGCAAGGGAAGCAAUCAGCGAUGGAGGGCGACGCAUGGGCGUUGUCUUUCAUUGAUGCCGAGAAUCGUCUGCUCCAAGGUGGCAGUCGUAAACGUUGUCUGAGUAUCCUGAAGACUCUUAGGGACAGACAUCUCGAUCUACCUGGCAAUCCUGUCACCAGCUAUCACAUGAAAACCUUACUGCUGUACGAGUGCGAGAAACACCCUCACGAGGCUGAAUGGGACGAGACGUGCAUCGGGGACCGCAUCAACGGAAUAUUAUUGCAACUGAUCUCUUGCCUGCAGUGCCGCAGGUGCCCUCAUUAUUUCUUGCCAAAUCUCGAUUUGUUCAAGGGAAAAUCACCCAGUGGAUUGGAGAACGCGGCCAAACAAGUGUGGAGACUCACCAGGGAACUUCUUACGAACAGUCGCGCCUUGGAGAAGCUGUAGUGAAAGAAAUAUUUCGAUUCACCUGGGGAUUCGAGAAGCCCUUUUUAGAAACUUCAUCAAAAGGGGUCGUGUGUAUCGAUGCGACCACUUACGAAUUGUAGAAAAAUGAUGUGACAAUGAGAUUCUGCUAGGGAGAUUAUGUUAAUUAUUAUUCUCUGGACAAGCAGUCUGAAUCUGUGGGAGAAUUUUCGAGAUGGCUUAAAGCAAACUGGAAGGUGUAUUCAUCGAAUACUUUCGUUCAAAAGACGCUUGGUGUGUGUUUGCAAUGCAAGGAUGAUCGCUCGGUGCGUGUGUGAUUAUUUUGUGGUCCACGGAGCCCGGGGACGAUUUUGAACCAGUGCCAUAAAAUACGACGAGGUUGAAUUUUCGAACACGACCGUUCUUUGUCGUAAGGGAGUCGCCGUCGGACAGCUACAUCGAAUCACGAUACCCUGCGAUCUAAUUCUUAACCGGUGAUAUUCAUGUUCACUUUCAAAUUACACGUACGAUGAUCAAGGAAGAAUCGUGAUACGUUCGAACAUAGUUCAAUGGAAUAUAUUCGCGAAAUUGUUGAGAUUGUGUUGAAAAAGGGAGCGCAAGAAGUCACUGGUUACGGGUUACUUUAGUCCCUCUGUUUUAAUCGAUCUAUCCUGUCCCCCGACGCUAUGUAAAUACUACUCAAAAGAUAUUUAUUGAAAGUGUACACGAGAAUGUGAAAUACAAUGCUAUUUAUAUGGAACCAUA